Messenger RNA from Dama dama (fallow deer), 4144 nucleotides. RefSeq names its product proline rich 11 (gene PRR11). Bases 301 to 1395 code for a protein of 364 amino acids. Lineage: Eukaryota; Metazoa; Chordata; Mammalia; Artiodactyla; Cervidae. The transcript has 11 exons. The record is from RefSeq and is a predicted model, not a curated record. Gene Ontology annotation, cellular component: cytoplasm; nucleus.
UUGUGGAAAGACCAAGGCUACGAUUGGUCCCUUCGCGAUAAGGUUUUAAUUUUGAAUUUUCCUUUAUGGCAAGGGAGAGGCCUCUGACGUGACUCCAUCGUAUCCCCGGACUCUUAAGACUAGUAAGUGCAGGGUUAUCUUCCUACGUUACCUGGGCUCGCUUCUCCUGCAGCUAGGUCUGUUGCUGCUGGCGUUCGUAACGGUUUGCAAAGGGAAAAUACCUUGCACAACAAUGAAGAUUCACUGAAAAAGUGUAUGUGAAGUGCCUAAAAGUACAUGGGCAUCCAAUAAAAAGAAACCAUGCCCAAAUUCAAGCAGCGAAGAAGAAAGCUAAAAGCCAAAGCGAAAAGAUUAUUCAAAAGAAAAGAAGCCUCUCACUUUCGGUCUAACCUAGUUACACCUCCUCCUCCACCACCCUCACCAGAAAGAGCGGUUAUUCCUUCAACAGAUAUACCCAUUAGCAGAAGCUGGCUAAGACUCUCCUGGAACUUCAGAUUUCCCAGUUUUAAAAAUGCAAUAAAGCUUUGGACAAAUAGAAUAUGGUCUAUAUAUAGCUGGUGCCAGAGCUGCAUGAUCCAGAGUUUAGAAGUAUUAAAAAACACCGUCUUUCCAUCCCGUCUCUGCCACCAAGAACUUCGUAGUCUAAAACAACGGUUUUGCAUUUUGGAAGAUGAAGUAUGCAAGCUCCAGGAAGCACUGAAGGCCAUCUCAGAAAAUUCCUCCCGUCCCAGCUAUGGGCAAGCGUGUCACAUGGGUGGUAAGCUUCCAGACGUUCCCGCCUGUGCUCCAGCCAGCCCUGCAGACUCCGCAGCUCUUCGUCCUCCCUCCCCAGCUCAGCCCGCAAGUCUUCCUCCUCCCCUUCCUCCCCCUCCUCCCCCGCCUCCCCCUCUGCCUCCGCCCCCACCACCGACAGCGCCAUUGCUGCUCAGAAAAUCUGCUGUCACGAAAGCACUUCAGGCUGGACCAUUAAAAAAAAAUGGACCCAUGCAGAUAACAGUUAAAGAUCUACUGACUGUGAAAUUAAAGAAGACACAGAGUUUGGAUGAAAGGAGGAUGCUUGUACCAUCACCAAAGGUACAGAACCCACUGGUUACUGUCUCUGACCUGCAGCGCGUUACCCUGAAACCAAAGUCCAAAGUGUUGUCAACUCGAGUCACAAAUGUCUUAAUUACUCCUGGUAAAAGUCAGUUAGAUCUACGGAAACUACUUAGAAAAGUCGAUGUGGAAAGGAGCCCAGGUGGAACCCCACUUACUAAUAAAGAAAAUCUGGAAACAGGAACUGGGCUGACCCCAGUAAUGACCAGGGCCUUGAAGAGAAAAUUUCAGCUGGCUCACCCUAGAAGCCCAACUCAAACUCUGCCAGUUUCUACAAGCAACUUUGAUGAACAAAACUGAUGCCACCUCUGCCUGACCCCCAGCAACGAUCCAUAAAAUGUACAUAUAAAAUGACCCCAAUCCUUUUUAAGUGUAGUAUGUAUAAAUGAUUAUAUUAAUAUAUAAUUCAUUUGAAGAAUUAAAAUAUGUAUGGAGCCCAUGCAUACUGUAAUGUAAAGUGGGUAUUCGAGUACUUUCUAGUUUAUAUGAUUGCUCAUAGGACAGAUGGGAAAAUGCAAUCCCCAGAGUGAUGUUUAUCCUGGAAUUACUCAGUUUAGGUUAGAAAGGUUAUUCAAAUUUAACUAGAUAACUCUAAUUUGUACUCUAUAUGUACAGUUAUGGUAUUAAUAAAAUAACCUGGUACCCAUUCAUCUUGGGUAUUCUCAGGCAAUUGGAAAGCAAAGUAUUUCACCCUAUAAAGCUCAUGCAUUCAUUAAGUGCUACUUAACCCAGAAAGACCCUCUAGAUUUUAUUUCUGUUCCCUAUAAGCAAUUAAGUAAGAUCAUCUCCCAUCCAAACCUAACUAUUUCAAAAGGAUUCGAAGCAAAAGGUCCAACAUGACCUUAAAAAUUAGAAUUUCAUUUCUAGUAACUUAGGUAGGUAGCUAUAUCUGCCUUAUUGAAGUCCGGGAUAUUCCUUACUUUGCUAUCUGCUAUCCACAUUCCUACAGCUAAAUAUAGACUUCAUGAAGACCUCUACAUGAACCUUGGGUUUUCUAUAGUGCCCCACCAGGGAUUCUCUGAGGUCCAUAGCAGAUUCACUGUGAGACCUGAUUCUCUGUCCUCAACCACCUAUCAAUUCAAUAACAGUCAUUCUGUACAGUCACAGGAUUUUACUUUUUCCUGACAAUUCAGUGUUGCCAGACUUAGCAAAUAUAAAUACAUGCCUGCUAAAUUACUUCAGUUAUGUCCAGCCUUUUGCAACCCAGUGGACAUAGCCCGCCAGAGUCCUCUGUCCAUGGAAUGCUCCAGGCAAAAGUACUCGAGUAAGUUGCCAUGCCCUCCUCCAGGCGAUCUUCCCAACCCAGGGAUCCAACCUGCAUCUCCUGUCUUCUGCAUUGGCAGGCAGGUUCUUUACCACUCGCGCCACCUUGGAAGCCCAUAAAUACAUGACACCCCCAUCAAAUUUGAAUUUCAGAUAAACAACAAAUAACUUAAGUAUAUAUGUGAAAGUGAAAAGUUGCUCAGUCAUGUCCAACUCUUUGCGACCCCAUGGACUGUAGCCCACCAGGCUCCUCCAUCCAUGGAAUUUUCUAGGCAAGAGUACUGGAGUGGGUUGCCAUUUCCUCCUCCAGAGGAUCUUCCCAACCCAGGGAUCGAACCUGGGUCUCCCGCAUUGCGGGCAGACGCUUUACCAUCUGAGUCACUGGGGAAUCAUUAAGUAUAUAUAGGGCCCACUAAACAAUGAGUAAUAUUUUAAGUAUAACUAUGUCCUAAAUAUUGCCAUGGGCUUCCCUUGUAAAACUCAGUCAGUAAAGAAUCUGCCUGUAAUGCAGGAGACCCCGGUUUGAUCCCUGAGUCGGGAAGACCCCCUGGAGAACAAAAUGGCAACCUACUCCAGUAUUCUUGCCUGGAGAAUCCCAUGGACAGAGGAGGCUGGCAGGCUACAGUCCAUGGGGUUGUGAGAGUCAGACACGACUUAGCAACUAAACCACCACCACCAAAUAUUGCCUAGGAAAUAUAUUUAUACUUAAAAAAAUACAUCACUGUUUUUCUGAAUUUCAAAUUUAGCUGAACAUCCUAUGUUUUAUUUGGCAACCCUACCAGGCAGUCUCCUACAAGGUUGCCAAUAUCUGGGAGCCCCUGGUUUUGUCAGAUAUGUCUGCGUAGCAGUAGAUACUACUGUAGCUUCAGCCAGGAUCCCUGCCACUAAUGUGCUAAAUAUCACGAAAGAAGAGGAACUCUCCUUAGGGUGAGUGAGACUCUGAAGGCACAAUGUUAGCUCUGAUGCUGGUAACUUCCACUGCAGUUCCGAGAAUAAGGAUAGUGGCUCCUCAUGGAGGGGAAUCAAGGGGUGUCACUGAACUUUCUAACCCGGCAGGAAGCAGGUACAUAGAUGAUGUCCCUGAAAUAUUCCCUGAUUAUGCUAAAAAUAUAUUUUAGUAAUUUCCCAGAAAUGCCUAUAUUCCCUCUGAUAAAUGUAACUUUGAGAUGCCAAAGAGAGGAUCGUGAGAAGUCACCAGGCUGGAAAGCAGAUAUGGGAACAAACAGUGUUUUGUUUUGAUGAGACCCACAUUUAUAUUUACAUUUAUGGAUGAAAAUUAAACAGAUACUAAAGUUAAGAAAUACAUCUGUUUCUAAUAAAAACUUUUUAAACCUGUUACUAUGUUUAUAUUAAGUAAAAUAAAGGGAAUGAUCACUGAGAAGAAAGCAGGUGAGUAUUUGUAACAAUAUUUUAUGGGACAUCUAAUAACGUUUAUAAUAUUCAUAAACCAAUGUGUACUGUAUCAGUUUAAAUGAUUUUAUCAUUCUUGUGAGAUAAAGGUUCAUUUUUCUGAAAAUGCUAUAGAAAUCCUAUGGUUAAAUAUUUGUAAAGCUGCUGCUACUACCGUAUCAGUAUUAAAAUGUGUUCUAUCUUGUAUCUUUUACUAAUUUUUAUGACAGGUUUUAUAUUGUACCCACUUGAGAAUCCAAUGACUGCUAAGGCUUCAUAAAAUUGUUGCUGAUCAUAUGUCUCCACUGUUUAUUUUGAGACUGAAUGUCAACCAGAGAAUAUAAACAAUCACAAUGCAUCCAGUUAUGUUUUUGAAUAAAGAAAAAUACAAAACUUU